This is a messenger RNA of Punica granatum (pomegranate), 1073 nucleotides long. Lineage: Eukaryota; Viridiplantae; Streptophyta; Magnoliopsida; Myrtales; Lythraceae. The record is from RefSeq and is a predicted model, not a curated record.
AUCAAAACGUUCCAUUGGCGGGACGUGAUGGACUUGCGCGCCGCUUGUCAGUCUAAGGAUUAUAUUGUCAUGAUCAGAAGUUUAAGGAUAGAUUUGCAUUUCGGGCACAAGUUGGGGGAGCGACAUGGUAAUUUUCGUUUCCUCGUGCUAUCUCCCUGCGCAAGCGAAGAGCUCGUCAAAAAUGGCGGAAACAGGAACGAGGAAGAGAAAAAUGGGAGAAAGAAGCGGAAGAAGAAAAGCUUCCGCUCCUGCCUCAGCUCCAGCCCUAACGAAGUGGCCUCCCGUCAAGCCCAAGCCGAACCUUCAAAUCAAUCGCCUCAAGGAGACCGAUCUCUUCACCAUAUUCAGGUGCCGAAUUACUUCACAUCGGCCGAAUCUCAGACAUUUGUAAAAGUCGCUGAGUCCAUCGGUUUCACUCACCAAGGGAGCCUGGGUCCUCUUAAAGGCGAAGCUUAUCGGGACAAUGAUAGGGUUUCUGUAAAUGAUCCUGCACUUGCAAAUACAAUAUGGGAAUCUGGACUCAACACACUGUUCUCUAAUAUCAAGAUAAGAGGGAAGGUUGCAGUUGGGUUGAAUCCGAAUAUUCGAUUCUAUAGGUAUAAGGUCGGUCAGAGGUUUGGGCGGCAUAUUGAUGAAAGCGUUGAUCUCGGCGAAGGAAGGCGGACCCACUAUACGCUAUUGAUAUACUUAAGCGGGGGACCGAAACUGAAAAAUAGUUCAAAGGAUAUGGCUUCUGAUGUUCUAGUUGGAGGGGAAACUGUCUUCUAUAAUUCAUGGAAUAAUGUUGUGGCUGAGGUGGCUCCAACUGAAGGAAUGGCUCUCGUCCACAUUCAUGGAGACAAGUGUAUGCUGCACGAAGCUCGGAACGUUACCAAGGGUGUCAAGUAUGUGUUCCGAUCUGAUGUAGUCUUUGCUUGAUCGCAUAAGUUGUUUCUGAUCUUAUAGUACGGAUACUAUCAUCUCUCAAGAUUAGUCAACAGCCAUCAUCUCUCAAGAUUAGUCAACAGCCAUCAUCUCUCACUUGACAAUUCCUACUUGAUUUGGUGCAAUAUAUCGUUUAUGUUUAGUGGCUC